This is a messenger RNA of Rotaria sordida, 2025 nucleotides long. NCBI's taxonomy places the organism in Eukaryota, Metazoa, Rotifera, Eurotatoria, Philodinida, Philodinidae. The record is from the annotation of a GenBank genome assembly.
AUGUCCAACAUACCAAUGACUAACUUAAAUGAAUAUCAGGAGAAUAAUAUUUGUAUUAUGUGUUUGGGAUCAUUUGGCAUCAUCGAUGAGACUAUACCACGUCAAUGUAUUAAUGAUAAAUGUCGUCAAAAAUUUUGCUCGAAAUGUGUAAAUCAUAUUCGCAUUUAUAAUGGCAACAAUCGACCUUUUCAAUGUAUGUACUGUUUAAAAGAAUAUCCAAUUAAUUCUUAUCCAGAAGAAAACAACAUAUUAAAACAACAAAUAUGGAAUGAUAAGGUUAAUAAAUAUGGUAUUGAACGUACAAAACAUUUACUUACAACAAACUGUGAUCCAAAAGAAUUACAUUUUGAUAUUGAUUGUCGACGACGACAAUUAUUAAAUCUAUUUUCAACACAUAAACGUAUUUGUAAACAGACACAUGCAAAUGAGACAGACACAGAAAUUGAAAAUAUGAUUAAUCAACUUUCAAAUAUUACUCUUCAUUCAAAGUCUCAUGCCAGCAACAGUAUAGAACUGUAUAAAAUGCUUUAUAGACAAGCUAUAUCUUUACCUGAUUCUGAUGAUAUCGGUUCUCUUUACAUUCGUCUUUGUGAACAAUUGUCCGUCGAUAUUUCCAAUGAUGAAUUUUCUAGUAUCUUUCCCAAUACUCAUAAAAAAAUGAACGAUUGGAUGUUUGAACAAGAAGUCGGUGAAGAAUUUCAUCCGAAACUUUUUCAUGUUAUCGAUGUGAUCGAACAAGAUAUAGUUUCUCAAUGGUCGAAUCCUUCUGUUACACCUUCAACUAGUAUUGGUGUCAUUGGCUAUACAAAUGCAGCUCCAAUAGGUAGUAUGAAAACGACUUACACUGCAUUACGAUUCGAUCGUAAAGAACCAUUGAUAUAUCAUUCAAUAAAUGGAAAUAUAGAAAUACCAAUUACAUUAGUAGAUAUUCAAGGUCAUGAUAAAAAUAGAACAUCCGAUAAUAAUAUGAUUGAAGCUGGGAAUUAUCAUAAUGAAAUUAGAAAGGCAAAUUGUGAUAUUUAUAUCUUAGUUACCGAUGAUGAUCUUCAUGAUGAACAAAAGAAUUGGAUAACUUUUAUUAAAGAAACAUUAAAACGAGAAUGUAUCUUGGUUAGAUCCAAAGUCGAUAUUCUUUAUUUAACUAAAAUACGAGAAUUGUCGGACAAUUGCUACAGUAAGAAUACUCGGGAAGAGCGUCUUCAAUAUCAUACGACGAUCAUGGAUCAAAUACGAAGUCAAAAUACGAUUCCAUCAAAUAAAAUUUAUUUAGUAUCAGCUGAUUAUCAACCAAUGAGUAUUGAUGCUGAUCUUCUAUUGUUCGAACAUUCAUUCGAUUUUGAUUCAUUACUGACCGAAUUGAGCUUCUUAGCCUCCAAUGCUCGCACUUCUCGAAUACAUCUAUUGGCUAAACAAACAGUGAACAGAGUGAUAAAUACAUGUUUUCGUCGAGGAUACGUGCUGAAUGUAAUGAAAUAUAAGAUUGCCGCUGGUUUUGCAGCAAUUAUACCUUUCGGUGAUCAAUUACCUCGAUAUUUAUCAAGAGAUAAAAUUAGAGAAGCAUUCGGUAUAAAUGAUGAUUUUGGUCAAUAUCUUCUUCAAUUUAAUCUUAUCAUUGACAAUGGUCUUUUACAAACGUCAGUAUUUCGAAAAUAUGUCAAAGUACAAGAAAUAAAAAAAGAUUCAAAGCUUGAUACAAAAGCGAUCGGAACAGCUGCUGGAUAUGCAACAGCAGUUGUCGGCACAUUUAGUGAUGAUAUCGUUCGCAUAGCUGCACCAACUGCAACAGCAUUAUCCACUGCUGGACGCAUUGCAUUAACUGCAGCAACAAUCGGUGUAGGUGUACUUAUCUCCGCAGGAGUUUGUGCAUGGUCAGCAAUUAGCAGUGGAAAACAUAUAUUUAGUUAUGUUAAUCGUGUUUCUGACGAUUGCAUUCUAGUAGUGGAUAGAAUAAUCCAGGUAAUCAUUGAACGUGAAAAAAACAAAGAAAUAAACAAUAUAUGUCCUACAGCCAUGAACGCUGAUUAA